UGGAAUAAAUUAAUCUCCGAACCUUACUUUAAGAGAAUGCAUCUCAAUGUUCAUGCCAAGAACCACAAUUCCCCAAAAAAACUGCUUAUUAGUCAAGUCAUAAACCUUCCUAGGUAUUAUAUUAGGUCUUCUGCCACCGGUGACCGGCGUGUCUAUCGAUUAUCUAAAACCAUUUUCAAUUUCUAUUCUUUUUCUUUAUCCAACUCGGGGCCUCAACUUGUUAAGGAUAUACGCAAACUUGAUUCCCUUUCAAGCUUUAAACCACGAUUCGGUUGUGUCUAUUGUUGUUGUGAUGGCUUGUGUUUCAUUGGGAUUUGGAGAGAACGUGACAACACACAACACCCUUCCAUAUCAUUGCUAUGGAACCCAUCCACAGGAGAGUCAAUAAAACUUCCCACUCAGUAUCCAGAAACGUCACCGGAUAAAUAUCUUUAUGGUUUGGGGUACGACUCUACCAGUGAUGACUAUAAAAUAAUUAGGAUUGAUGCGUUUGAUAAAGUAUGUGAUUAUGGAUUACCUGAUGAAAUUCUCGCAACUAAAAAUGCUUCAUGGAAGAAAACUAGUGAAUGCGCAGGGGGGCCAUGCGGCAUUGUACCACGUAUAACUGAGUUAUGUUUGGCAUUUGUAGAGGGAGCAUUUCAUUGGGAGAGUGUCUGCGUAGACCCGUGUUGUGUGGUGACGUUUAAUAUUUCAAAUGAGACGUAUGGAAACAUGUCAUUGCCAGUGAGACCGUAUUCCAAUACAAGUGAAGAAACAGGUGUAUCAGCAGUGGGAGGAAGACUUUGUUAUCAUCAUGACGAUGGAAUAAAUUUUAAUUUAUGGGUAAUGAAAGAUUAUGGCAUGAAAGAAUCUUGGACGAAAUGGUUCAGUAUACCAAAUCAUAUGAAAGGUCAUAUCACACCAAUAUAUAGAUUUUCAAAUGAUGAAGUGCUACUUAGUUGUUUUUAUGUUAUGAAAGGAGAUUAUGAAUUUGUAUGCAAGACUGCCAAUGGAUCAAGCAAUCUAAUGUGGCCUCAACAUAGUAAUGAUAUUAUGCAUCCAAAAACCAUAAUGGAUGGUUUUGUUUACACAGAAAGUUUGAUCUCUCCAAGAUUAGAUGCCCUCUAAAUAAUAUUAAUUAUUUUCUGAUUUCUUUUUUCAAGCUACGAACAUUGUUAUUCCUAUCGUAUUUUUAUAAGAAU
Messenger RNA from Capsicum annuum, 1181 nucleotides. RefSeq names its product F-box/kelch-repeat protein At3g23880-like. The record is from RefSeq and is a predicted model, not a curated record. Lineage: Eukaryota; Viridiplantae; Streptophyta; Magnoliopsida; Solanales; Solanaceae. Gene Ontology annotation, molecular function: protein binding.